Molecule: messenger RNA, 1722 nt
Organism: Ascochyta rabiei
Lineage: Eukaryota; Fungi; Ascomycota; Dothideomycetes; Pleosporales; Didymellaceae
Exons: 2
Coding region: 1-1722 (573 amino acids)
Source: RefSeq, a predicted model, not a curated record
AUGGCGGCCUCUCUCGCGUGCCUGCAGGCGCGUAUCGACACCUUCGCCGCACCCGCCCCUUCCAAAUCCAGGCGCACGUCCUCCAAGUCGAAAAAGGCGCCCGCCAAGUCCAAGCACGUCUGGCCAUUGGCAGCCCCGUCCGCGCACGACCUCGCCUUUGCCGGCUUUGUUUGGAAACCGACGACUGCCAGCCCAGACAAUGUCCAGUGCUUCUCCUGCCAUUGCCAGCUCGAUGGCUGGGAGGAAAACGACGUCCCUGCUUAUGAACACCUCACACACUCGCCAAGCUGCGGGUUCGCCGUCGUCACAUGCAUCCGUCUGCGCACGGGAGACCCUGGCAGGAGCGAAGAGGAUCCCAUCUGCGAUGCCAUGAUGCAGGCGCGUCGCGACACAUUUGGCGACGCGUGGCCGCUCGACAGCAACGCCGGCUUCCCCAGCAUCGAGCAGCUGGUCGAGGCGGGCUGGUACUAUGACCCCACGCUCGACACUCCCGACGGCGCUACGUGUGCAUACUGCUCCCUGUCGCUGGACGCCUGGGAUGUCGGUGAUGACCCCAUGGAAGAGCACCGACGACGCGCGUCCGACUGUCUGUUCUUCGCACUCAAGGACCUGUACCAUCCUGCGCCAAAGCCUGCCACCAAGAAGGGCAAGCGCGCGUCCACACGCACAUCGUCCGCAAGCACAGCUUCCAAAGCACGGGGCAAGAAGCGGACUAGCGAGCAAAUUGACGACUCCCUCGUCAGCGUCUCGGAAAAGCCCACGCGCGGCAAGAAGCGCGCAAGCACGUUCAUCGACAACACAGUCGACCAUGUGGUUGAGAAACCCAGCCGCAGCAAGAAACGCGCAAGCACCCUGAUCGACAACACCGUUGACGACGUUGCUGAGAAGCCCACACGUAGCAGAAAGCGUGUAAGCGAGCAGAUUGACGACACAAUCGACCAUGUCAGGCCCAAAUCUACUCGUGCCAAGAAGGGCGCCAGCGAGCAAGUCGACACCACAACCGAAGAAAUCAUCGAGAAGCCCGCGCUUGUGCCCAAAGCGAAGAAGGCUGCGGCCAAAGCCAAGCCUGCAUCCACGCGCACAUCCACUGCAAGCGCAACCACAGAGUCACGCAGCAAGAAGCGCACGAGCGACCAGAUGGACGACACAGAAGCCGUCGAGACCACACCCAAGCGCAUAAGAUACAGCAGCAUCUCAAGCUUGCCCGAUUCUUUGCCCGCCGGUACGCCUAAGACGAUGCCCACAGAGCUUGCCGAAGCAGAGCCCAUGGAGAGGGAGUCUGUCGAAGCCGAGGCAACGGACUUGGAGGCCGACAUGUCCAGCUUGCCUGCGUCUCUCCUCGUGGGAACCCCUAAGAAGACACCGACGAGGACGAUGACGCCAGAACGUGGUCAGCAGACGGAGACGGAGACGUGGCAGCCUAUUGACAUGGAAGCAUUCUUCAGCAACCCGGAGGCGGUCCGUGGGUUCAUGAAUGACGUGGUUAUCGACGCCGGUCUUGACGCGGUCGUGGCGGCUGGAGCCAAAGCCGAGGAUCUUCAAGCUACCGUGCUGGGCGGCCUUACCAGGUCUGAGAAGGACAUGUCGGUGGAGCAAUGGGUGCUGUACAACGCCAAAAGGGGCGAGGAGAAGCUGAGGCAAGCAUGCGAGCAGCAGAUUCUGGCAUUUGAAGAGCAAGCGAUGCGCGCAAGGGCGGCUAUUGAGGGUUUGGCGACGUACUGA